AUGUCUGGUAGUAACUCUAUGUCAGUGAAUGGGACGCCAGUGGAAGCGGAAUUUAUAACUCCAUCACUGGAAAAGUUUUGUAAAUGGCUGGAACAAUUUGACAAUGUCAUUCUGGUGGCACACAAUGGUAGACGAUUUGAUUAUCCAGUUUUGAUGAAAGCAGUAGCUUCUUGUAAAAUUCUCGAGCGUUUUCUGAAAUGUGUGUCAGAAUUUGUUGAUUCUUUAACAGUCUUACGCAAACAUUUUCCUGGCAGGUCCUCGUACAAACAAGAAGAUCUUGUCCGUGAAAUUUUGAGAGAAAGCUAUGGAGCACAUAAUGCCACGGAGGAUGUUAAAGCAUUAGGAAAUCUUUUAAAACACAUAUCGGUAUCGCCUAAAACUAUGCUUUCAUUUAGUUAUCCUCCAAAAUCUGUACGUCAUUCACAGCUCUUCAAUUUGGAAAAAGCAAAAAACAUGCCAUCUCUACACGUACUUGUUGCAAACGGUGUUUGUAAAACUGCAACAGCAGAAAAUAUUGCUGGUUCAGGACUCAACCUAAGUCAUUUGAAAAUAAUUUUCAAGCGCGAGGGGGAAGAUGGGCUAAGGAACACAUUUGUUGUUAAAAAUAGUGAAGGACAGCCACGUGUUACCAACACAAAGAGGACAUUAGAGACAGUAAUUCCAAACCUUGUGGAGUAUUUAAAAAAAUGAUUUUAUCGUACUCCAUUGCUUAAUAUCCCAAGCAUCAAGUGAUCUUUGUUAUGAUUAAAUUAUAACCACAAAGGGCUGCUUAAUAUUUAUCAAUAUGUCGU
Molecule: messenger RNA, 791 nt
Organism: Mercenaria mercenaria
Lineage: Eukaryota; Metazoa; Mollusca; Bivalvia; Venerida; Veneridae
Exons: 1
Coding region: 1-690 (229 amino acids)
Biological process (GO): DNA catabolic process
Cellular component (GO): cytoplasm
Molecular function (GO): 3'-5'-DNA exonuclease activity; nucleic acid binding
Source: RefSeq, a predicted model, not a curated record